Rangifer tarandus platyrhynchus (Svalbard reindeer) is the source of this 336-nucleotide messenger RNA. NCBI's taxonomy places the organism in Eukaryota, Metazoa, Chordata, Mammalia, Artiodactyla, Cervidae. The record is from the annotation of a GenBank genome assembly.
AUGACUCAUUCAGCGCCAGGGACAGGCCAUCAAACCCACAAGCGGGCUCCAAGUCUCACCCCAGGCCCACUUCUGACCAUUAACAAUACCUCCCCUCCCACGGCUGCAAGAUUAAUGAGAAGGGAUGGGGGAGUCCGCAACCCAAUCUUUGUUGCAUCCUGGCCACCAGCUUCUCCCUGCCCCUCCUCCCCUGCCUGGGAGGAGAUGCGGUGGCUGGCAGGCCACAGUCACGGCCCCAAGGGGGUCAAGGCUGGCAUGGGAGCAGUACCAAGUGUGACUCAAGCUCAACAGGUAAGCAGAAAUGCCAGAAAGCAAGGAAAUGUUCUUUUUCCCUAG